AUGGUGGCCCCGAUUCCCCCUGAAGGAGUUCUACCAUCAGACCAAAUCACUGAAUCUGAUAUAUCUCAAAUUUUUUCACAGUCGCCAUGGCAAUUCAAUUCUCCCUCUACCGAUCAAGAAUCUCUAGCCUUCUCAGAGAUUUCACCUCAUGAAUCUGCCUAUCAAACCUUUACCCGGAAGAUCAAGAAACCUCGCCCAGCACCGACCACCGAUUGGAUUUGGGAUUACUUCUCUACAACUGAGGUAUCCCGUGAGUGGAAAGUCCUCCGUACAGGGAAACCAAGGACUGUCGACAUGGAUAUCCAAUGUACAGUUAUCGAUGAGAAAACUGGUCUACAAUGUAGUUGGAAAACCUCGGAAUCACAAAGGCAGUCAUCAACCUCGAAUAUGCAGCGUCAUCUUGAGAGAGAACACUCAGUUCUUCCACCUCAAAGUUCAACUUCAAAGCAAAAAGAUAUCCGCCAAGUCUUCAAAAAACAAGGGAAUCUCUCAAUCCAAGAGCAUCUUGAACGGAACAUACUUCGAUGGGUUAUUCAAGACAAGCAAGCUUUUCUAGUCAUUGAAUCUCAGGCUUUUCAGCAAAUCUUUGAAGAUAUUCCAGGACUCACUCUACCAUUCAAAUCUCGAUCAACUCAAUUCAAAACCCAACGAUCAUUGUUGAAGGAGGACUUAGCUACUACAUGCAAAACAAUUGCAUUAUCUCUUGAUAUAUGGACAAGUCAGAAUCACUAUCCUAUCCUUGGUAUCAUUGGCCACUGGCUUACAGAGGAUUUUCACUAUCGUGAAGAAACUCUAGAGUUCUGUGAAAUCUUUGGACCUCAUACAGGGGAGAAUAUUGCUACUGUGGUUCACAAGGCCUUAGUGGAAUUGGAUCUCACGUCAAAGUUGACUACAAUUACUGGGGAUAAUGCCUCAAAUGUUCAAGAGAUGGUUUCUGAGUUAUGGUAUCUUUUGGAACAGAAUCAGAAUUCUUUACAACCAAUUCGAUUUUCUGGACCUAAUAGCUAUAUUCGCUGUCUGGCUCAUAUCUCGAACCUCAUUGUGAAAGACAUUCUUCGUUCCUUGAAAGCUGGAAGUGUUUCAGAGGCCAAUUCGAUCUGUGAUAAUCUACAAUCCAGGAAUCCCCAAUCGGCCUCAUCAUCAAGCUCUCCAUCUAUCUCAUCUCAAUCAGCAUUAGCUAAACUCCGGAUUCUUGCUAUUUGGAUUUCUCGCAGUCCUCAACGGAGGCAAGACUGGAAGUCAAUUUGUGAUGAGAUGAAGCUCGAUGAUAAAUUCAUUGGGUAUGAUGUAGAAACACGGUGGAAUUCUACCUUUCGAAUGCUUAAUGAUGGGAUACAAGCUCGAGCUCAGAUCAAUCGAUUCUGUGCUGUACAGGGUGAAAUUCCUCCCUUUACCAAUGCAGAAUGGGAACGACUUGGUCAGAUUCAUAAAGCUCUCAAAACCUUUAAUGACUUGACGCACUUGGUAUCUAUAUCAAGGCCACAAAUCAGUCUCACUGUCCCAAUUUACUAUAAGCUUCAUGAUCUUUUACGGGAGGAUGCCUUGGCAAAUCUAGACUCGAAUCCACAGUCGAUUCCAGACUUGACUCAGGAAGAUUCUCUCAAUCGCAAAACAAUGCGGUUAUGGAUGCUGAAAAAGCUACAGCCUCAGGAAUAUCAAUUUGUUUCUGAUAUUGAUCAGUACUUUGAUAGACCUCGGGUUACUGUUACAGGCGCAGAGGAUCCAGACUGGCUCUGCAAUUGGUGGCGUACCCACAAGGGUGAAUACUCUCAAAUGGCAGAGGCUGCAAGGGAAUUUCUUGCGAUCCCAGCUUCAGAGGUAUCAGUUGAGAGAUUAUUUAGUGGAGGGAGAGAUCUUUUGGGAGUUCGAAGGCAUAGUUUAGGGGCAGAUACUAUGAGGAUGUUGAUGUUGAUGAAAGACAUUGUUUAG
This is a messenger RNA of Penicillium brevicompactum, 1929 nucleotides long. RefSeq lists its product as uncharacterized. Lineage: Eukaryota; Fungi; Ascomycota; Eurotiomycetes; Eurotiales; Aspergillaceae. The record is from RefSeq and is a predicted model, not a curated record. The transcript has 3 exons. Gene Ontology annotation, molecular function: protein dimerization activity. The coding region runs from base 1 to 1929 and encodes 642 amino acids.